CUAUUCGCAAACUUUUGGCAAUUCAUCACAUCGACAAUCCACUUCCAGUACAACAGCCUGCUAACCACUCUGCUUGCUAAUAUGGAAUGGCAAAACUACGGAAUUAACAAAAGAUCACUAAGGGUCUCAUCACCAGUAGGCCUGCAACGAAGUACCUACUUCAUCUCCUUGCCUUGGAGAUAUGGCAUCCCGCAAAUGGUGGCGGUAUCAUUUUUGCACUGGACACUUUCCCAAAGCGUCUUUGCAGUGCCGGUGGAGAUGUACAGCAGCGAUGGUUCGUUUAGUGGGAGGUUCACUACGAUGGGUUAUAGCUUUUGGCCAAUCUUUACAUCCAUUAUUUCUGGUACCGUGAUGAUUGCAAUACUUGUGGGUUUGGGAUUCCGCAGAUACAAAGGUGGGAUGCCUUUGAGUGCGACUUGUAGUGUUAUCAUCAGUGCUGCUUGCCACCGCCCGGAUGGAGACAAGGAAGCUCACCUAUUCCCGGUAAAGUGGGGAGCAGUC
This is a messenger RNA of Hyaloscypha bicolor E, 501 nucleotides long. RefSeq lists its product as uncharacterized. The annotation marks the transcript as partial. Lineage: Eukaryota; Fungi; Ascomycota; Leotiomycetes; Helotiales; Hyaloscyphaceae. The record is from RefSeq and is a predicted model, not a curated record. The transcript has 2 exons.